CCAGCCCUCAAUCCCUGAUCAGUCGACCGGACUCGUCCAGGAAAGCCACGCAAGAUGCUCGCUGCCAGCCUUGUUCUCGGUGCCCUCGCAGCUCCUUCUUUGGCCUUCCCCUUGUUCAGCUCUUACGAGCCGUUCGAGCUCUUCAAGCGCAUCAGCUCCGGCUGCAGCACCACCGGCACCGCGUCCUGCCACAACUCCACUGUCGUGAAGGACACUUGCUGCUUCGAGGCCAACGGUCUGCUCCUGCAGACGCAGUACUGGGACUUCGACCCGGCUAGCGGACCCGACGACAGCUGGACGAUCCAUGGUCUCUGGCCCGACUACUGCGAUGGAACCUACCCCGCCAGCUGCGAUUCGUCUCGCGCUUACACGGACAUCUCGGGACUCCUUACGGACCAAGGCGCCUCGGAUACCUUGGACUACAUGGAGACGUACUGGGUUCAGCCCGCCAAAUUCGGCACCGAUGAAUCAUUCUGGGAGCACGAAUGGGCGAAGCACGGCACAUGCAUGACCACUCUCGAGACCUCCUGCCUGCCUUCAGGCAGCUCUAAGGGUGCCGAGGCCGUUGCCUUCUUCAAGACGGUGGUCAAGCUGUUCAAGAAGUUGCCAACGUACGAUUGGCUCGCUAAUCAGGGCAUCACGCCCGACUCCGACAAGACGUACACCUUGAAGGAGUUGACCUCCGCCCUCGAGGCCGAGUCUGGCGGGUUUACUCCCGCGCUCGACUGCGACAGCGGCAACCUAAACAUGAUCAGCUGGUACUUCAACCUGAAGGGCUCUGUCAUCGACGGCAAGUUCGUGGCCAUCGAUGCUCCGGAGGCCGGCUCGUGCCCUUCAAGUGGCAUCAAGUACCCGCCCAAGUCGGGAUCGUCGUCUUCGAGCACCACCACCACGAAGACUUCGACGAAAACCAGCACCUCCACCACCAGCACCGCGACCGCCACUGGCCUUCCUACCAAAGCGACGCUCGUCGCUAGCUCCAGCGGUGGCUUGCUCAGCGGGGGCACCUGGUCGACGCAGACCUUGGCUACGUACACCAUCUCGGGUUCCGCCGACAGCUUCACGAUGAAAACCUCCAAAGGAAGCUGCGGCGUGUCGAGCGGCGCGCUGAAAUGUGGCAGCGGCGUUUCCUCAUCCUCUUUCUCAGCCGUCUCCUCCGGCAGCAAACUGUUGCUCGCUUAUGACGGAUCCACCAAGUGGUCCUCCGACGAUACCCCUAGCGGGAGCGACCAGGAGACGGUCUACACUGGCAGCAGCCAUGACGAAUCCUUUAAGAUCUCAAUCCACUCUACGUAACGAGGCUGCUGGCCUAUAUAUACCUGCACUGUGAUGGCAAUGUAGCAAUGAUGAAUCGAAGCAGAAAUG
This is a messenger RNA of Punctularia strigosozonata HHB-11173 SS5, 1365 nucleotides long. Its product is annotated as ribonuclease T2. Gene Ontology annotation, cellular component: extracellular region. The transcript has 6 exons. Gene Ontology annotation, molecular function: RNA binding; ribonuclease T2 activity. Lineage: Eukaryota; Fungi; Basidiomycota; Agaricomycetes; Corticiales; Punctulariaceae. Gene Ontology annotation, biological process: RNA catabolic process. The coding region runs from base 55 to 1296 and encodes 413 amino acids. The record is from RefSeq and is a predicted model, not a curated record.